GCGCAAUGAUGAGCUGUCAACUACAAACACUGACAGUCAACUAAAUAGUUGACUAAAAACAUCAUUAGGCCAGAAAAGAAAAUCUUAAAAUUUGCACAAAAUUUAUAUACUUGCUGCGGUAUGCUUUGUCGGCAAGUAAUUCCCGACACCAACGGAAUCGAACAGAUUUACAUAGUAAAAUCUGAAAAUGAACCGGACAAUCACAAUGCUCCGGAUGCGCUUGCAACAUCCGCUUUAGAGAAUGAGGAAGUGGAUCACAUCAAACAAGAACCUCCAAGUGAAGAAGAAGAUGCGUGCGAUGACAAUGUACCAUCUAGCUUUGGAAUGUUGGACGUUAUCAUUAAAGAGGAACUUGAUGAACCUGCCAUGGAAGAUGAUGGUGAAUCGAGUUCAAAGACACAGGACGACAGUGAUAACUCUGAAAGUAUAAAGAAGGGAAGUGAUAGGAGUGGUGGCGAUAGCGAUUCCACAAAUACCGAUUCCGAGGAAUCGGAUGAUGAUAAUAUUAAACAUGGUGCCAGACCUCAAAGAGAAAGGCGUCAAAUCAGAAAUGUACGAACUAUACGUGAUAGCGAAGAUAGCUCGGACGAGCCCCGAAAAGUGACUACUAAAAGAGGUCCAUAUAAAAAGAAAGAACCAUCAGCGGAAAAAGUUAAAGCGGUUAGACGAAAGGUCAUUAAACGAUUCGUGUGCCAUUGCUGUCCGAAAAAGUUUUCGACCCUGUUCAACUUGGAACGACACGAAAAAAGUCACAUAACACAAGCAGAAAAGCAAAAGCAUAAAAAGAAAAAUUUAUGUUUCAUAUGUCAACAGGAAAAUGAAACUAAAGAUGCACUACAUGAGCACCUGUGUCUUCAUGCUGACAUGUUACCUUACAUGUGCCCGGAUUGUGAAAAACCCGUAAAAGUGAUUUCCGUUAGAUUGCUAAACAAACACUUCCAGUUGCACAAGGAAAUGCAUACCGGCAUCAUCAAAUGCGUCUAUUGUUCGGCCAGAUUUCAUUCUCUUUCCGGUUGUCGGCAGCAUGAACGGGGACACGUCGAGGGACAACAUAUAAAGGAGGCGCAGGCUAGAGCCGAUCUGGAAAGCAAACGUCUGAAUGUUAAGGUUAUAAUCGCCGAUGGUCUGAAACGGUACGAGUGUGAGUAUUGUGGCAAAUCCUAUUCACUGUUGGCCACGCUCCGAAGACACACAAAUUCGCAUACGAUGGAAAAAGUCUACAUGUGCAAGAUGUGUGGCAAAAUUUUCAACAAGGCGUCUUCUUUGACACUACACGAAAAAGUUCACUCGGAUGUCAAACCUUACAAAUGUGAAACAUGUGGCAAAGGAUUCAAAGAGACUAUUAGAUUAAUUGAGCAUCGGCGCAUUCACACCGGCGAAAAACCAUAUCAGUGCCACUGUGGAAUGGCAUUCCGGAAAAAGUACAUUUUAAAAGAGCAUAAACAGAUUUGCGAUUUACCUGAGGAUAUAAAAACGUGCGAGUGUCGCUUUUGUCAGCAGUCGUUUCCCUCCUAUUUGGACAUGGUGCAUCACAUCAGACAGUUGCACACACUGGGAAUGCCAGAAACCAAAUGCCAAUAUUGUACAUCCAAGUUCAAAAACGUCAUCCAGUUAAUAAUUCACGAGCAGCGCCAUGAUCUACCAAACGUCAUAAAAUGUGAUCAGUGUAAUCGUAUUUUCAAACAGGAAGCAAAUCUUGAAGCGCACAUUAAGACUCACAUCAACGAACCGGAAGCAUUCAUUUGCGACGUCUGCGGGAAAACGUUCAAUCAGAGUGUUAACUUACGCAUCCACAAGAGAAUUCACAAUGCAACACGGUCCCAUGUAUGCGAUCUUUGUCCGAAAAGCUUUCUCUGUUCGAGCACCAUGCGUCGCCACCGGUUAACGCAUUUUAAUGGAAAUAGUAAAAAUUACAUCCCAACAAUAGAAGAUGAAGGAGCAGAACCGAGCACAAGUCAGAUCGAAGAUGCUGAACAAGUGCCACAACCGUCGAUGGAACCUGAAGACAUGUAAAAAUAACUAAUGUUGAUAACUUACUAUAUAUUGUAAUUUAAUAUAGUUGUAUCUUGGUAUUGGAAAUGUAAACUUAAAGUCGAGCA
Messenger RNA from Topomyia yanbarensis, 2099 nucleotides. Its product is annotated as zinc finger protein 117-like. The transcript has 4 exons. Gene Ontology annotation, cellular component: nucleus. Lineage: Eukaryota; Metazoa; Arthropoda; Insecta; Diptera; Culicidae. The coding region runs from base 121 to 2013 and encodes 630 amino acids. The record is from RefSeq and is a predicted model, not a curated record.